This is a messenger RNA of Camellia sinensis, 438 nucleotides long. The record is from RefSeq and is a predicted model, not a curated record. Lineage: Eukaryota; Viridiplantae; Streptophyta; Magnoliopsida; Ericales; Theaceae.
AUGGACGCCAAAGCUUUGUUCAAACUUUUUACCAAGUUUGGGAUCGUGAAGGAUGCUUUCAUCCCUUUUAAAAGAAGGAAAACGACAAACUUAAGAUUCGGGUUUGUGCUUUAUGACUGUCGUAUAGCUGCAUCUGUUACCAUCCAAAAAGCGAAUGGCCUUUUGGUGGAUGAUAUGAUGUUUGUGGUCAAAAUGGCUACCUAUGAUAGGAAUAGCAGAACUGAACAGAGCAAGAGAAAGUCUCAGGAUACCAGAAGAUGCUUGGAUACAACUAAUAUCAAGGGCAAAGCUACAUAUGUGGGGCACAGAUCUUUUGCUGAUGUACUAAAAGGGGACACCUCUAUAGUGGAAGGGAACACAAAUAUAAUCAUAAAAGCCAAAGAAGAGGGCAAUGGUAGGCUUUACGAAAGUGCAAUCAAAAAAAUAACAUCAAGUUGA